Molecule: messenger RNA, 2129 nt
Organism: Triplophysa rosa
Lineage: Eukaryota; Metazoa; Chordata; Actinopteri; Cypriniformes; Nemacheilidae
Gene: cyb561
Product: transmembrane ascorbate-dependent reductase CYB561
Exons: 6
Coding region: 248-1009 (253 amino acids)
Cellular component (GO): lysosomal membrane
Molecular function (GO): oxidoreductase activity
Source: RefSeq, a predicted model, not a curated record
CGUCAAAGCAUAAGCUUCGUGCAUAAUAUAAGAAGUUGGUUUGUAAGACGUCAGACGGCGCGUGGAUCGUGAGUUCACGUCAUCAUCGCUCGAGAACGGUAUAGCGAUUCUAUCAGGUGCGCCCAGAUGAUUUGAAAAGGAUGCGUUUGUAAAAGUAGGUAAAAUAACGUCCUAUAGUCUUAAAUACAAAAAUAAUAAGCCCUUUUCUCUGAUGCCCUGCUCUACUCUGGAAUAAACUGCACAGGUCAUGGAGAGGAUCCCGUUGAGUAUGGGCAGCCUGCGGACGCUGCCGUGGUACGUAGGGGCUUCACAGGUGCUCGGGGUGGCAUGUGUGGUGAUCACAGGUGUGUGGAUGGGACAUUAUCAUGGAGGUUACGCUUGGGAUGGCUCAGCACAAGAGUUUAAUGUCCAUCCUCUCUGCAUGGUCCUCGGCUUGGUCUUCCUCUAUGGAGAUGCUGUUCUGGUUUAUCGUGUCUUUAGAAAUGAGAGUAAACGCUCUGUGAAGAUUCUUCACGCUCUACUGCACAUGAUGGCCCUCAUCAUCAGUAUUGUGGGUCUAGUGGCUGUAUUUGACUUCCAUGCGACGGCUAAGAUUUCUAACAUGUACUCGCUGCACAGCUGGUGUGGCAUGCUGACCUUUGUUCUGUUUAUACUACAGUGGUUGCUGGGAUUGGGCUUGUUCUUGUUCCCCUGGGCAUCUGCUCAGUUGAGGGGCUGGUAUCUCCCCCUGCACGUCUUUUUCGGUCUCUUGCUGCUGGCCAUGUCUAUAGGAACCUGUCUGUUGGGCAUCACAGAGAAACUGCUCUUCAAUAUCAUGUCGACCUACUCCGAGUUUGCGGCAGAGGGGGUUUUAGCAAACACCUUAGGCUUGUUGCUGGUGUGCUUUGGGGUCGUGGUGGGUUACGUGGCAACGAGAGAAGAUUUCAGACGACCACCAAAUCCAGAGGAAGAAGCUCUGUCUGUGCACUUUAAGACGCUGUCAGAAGGAGAAAUCCCCAGCUCGCCUUAAUUUUAUGACAUAACCGCUGCCUUUGUGCUCUAAAAUGGCCUUCCUACCGUUGUCCUUAUAAACCAGCAAGCCAGUUUUUCCAUUUAAAUUCUACCUUCCCAUUUGUAUGAACUGUUGUAUUUAUCAGUUUUAUGGAGCGAAGAAGGAAGAAAGUUGUAAAAUUGCUGAAUUGUUUGUAUUGGACACCCUCUUGUGCUAUGUGACGUUUAUGGCAGGAUUAAGCCACAACCUACAGUACUUGUAAAAAAAUUCUGCCGUGACACCGUGUCUACACCGGAUGCGGCGUGACAAAAGACAAUAGAAUGCAUUAGAAUCCAUUAUAAUUUUACAUUUUGUCCACACUUUAUGCACCACGUCCGGUGUAGACACGGUGUAAAUAUAUAUUUAAAAUUAGACUAAUAUAAAUAUAUAGAACUCUUGCUGAACAAGUUCAAACCGUGCAAAGCCAGACCAAACUGACAUUAAAGAAAUGGUUGUGCUUUAUAUUUUGAUACAUUGUUUCUUUAAAUGUAUUAGAUUAUUUAGAAUAUCAGAAUAUGUUUUCUUGUGCCUUAGUUAGUUUUACUUACAAGCUUGUACUGAAUAAAUCCCCCCCAAAAAUUGCAGCAGUUUCUGCUGCGAAGAAAUAAAAUAUAUAAUGCUUACAGAAUACUAUAACAGACAUAGUCAGAUAGUUUAGAAUGGAAGGAAAUGCAAUUAUUUUUACUUCCCAUUUUAUAAUUAUAUGCAGAGAAUAUCCACGAUUCAAAUAUAUUUUAGCUCUGCAAAGUUAACAUACAUUCCUAAAACUGCUUCUUAAAAGAAAUAUCAGAUCUGAAAUUGCAGCAAUUUGCAGCAAUAUCAUACAAGUCAAGGUCCUACAUGUGAUCACAAAAUAAAGUAUUGGCGGUCUUAACUUGAAAAGCAAGCAGUUCAGUACUAAAGAUCUUAGGAGUAGCGAUGUGCUUGUCAAAUGAUUUCCUGUGUGCUAGUUUUUUUCUUAAAGUGAUAUUGACUGUUAUAUGAGAUUCUAUGGAGACUGUCACAGUAAUCUUGUCUUUGAAUGAGUUUGCAUUUGUUUUGCAUGUUCGUUUGUAUUGUAUUUUUGUGUUUGUACUGUGUAUUUGACUAUUGCAUGUAU